ACUUGCCAAAAUGAUCAACGACGUGUUUAGCCAAGUGAUAUUCGUUCAAUUUUUCGUCAGUAUUUUGGUAUUCAUGUUUGUACAAAUUUUUAUUUAUUGUUGGGCUGGAAACGAAGUUAUGCUCAAGAGUACUGGAUUGGGCGAAGCGAUAUAUCAUAUGGACUGGAUAUUGAUGACAAUAAGCGAACAAAAGGAUCUACUAAUGAUUAUGAAACGUAGCACAAGACCUAUAAAGUUUACCAGCAGUUUUUUAGUGACAUUGUCUCUGGAAUCGUAUGGGAAUAUUCUCAAAGCAUCCUACUCUGCCUUUAAUGUUUUACAACAAUCUUGA
Molecule: messenger RNA, 331 nt
Organism: Wasmannia auropunctata (little fire ant)
Lineage: Eukaryota; Metazoa; Arthropoda; Insecta; Hymenoptera; Formicidae
Product: odorant receptor Or2-like
Exons: 4
Biological process (GO): detection of chemical stimulus involved in sensory perception of smell; sensory perception of smell
Cellular component (GO): plasma membrane
Molecular function (GO): odorant binding; olfactory receptor activity
Source: RefSeq, a predicted model, not a curated record